CCAGUAUGAAGGUUGCCUUUAGGUCAGUAUUAUAGUAAGUGGCUGCAUAUUAAUUGGAUUGUUUCUUCUUGCCAUUUGUAGACGAAUUGAAGUCCGAAGUUGACAUCCACAGCAACUCGAAAUAUAGUCGCGAUGCAAGCUCGAUAUCAAUACGGAGAUAUAUAUUCAACCCAAACUCAAGUCUUCACUGACGUAUCAUAUGCACAAUAUAAUUCUACAAUCAUUCCCACUGUCACACAAGUACAAUACCAACCGCAAGGUUAUGUAGGAACGCGAUCACACGAAUACAGAAUAUACGCUUCAAGCAAACUACCAACCCGAAUGAUGUACACCUCCAUAUUCACACGUGUAGCCAUCCUCUAUACCUUUGGCGUGGGUCUCUGCCUGGCCUUCAGUCUUCUCAUGCACCAGCACAGAGUUUACACAUAUUAUGAUGUUUCCGCAUCGCUGUUCUUAGUGGGGUGCUGCGGCUUUGCAGCUGUGCUGGUGGGAUUGGGCUAUCCAUACGUAGACAAUCAACUGGGCCUGCCACAUAAGUUGAAUCGCGAAUGGUCCAGUGUAGUUAGGUGUGCCGGACUACUGGUUGGCAUCAGCUACGCGUGUGCGAAACUGCCGAACGUGACCACCACACAGCUGUCGGUGGUAGUGGCAUUCCUUGCGCUUGCGCUGUGGUGGCUAUUCGACCGUUCGCGUCAUGGGCUGUUGCUAGGUGUCUUCUUUGCCUUCGCUGGGACCGUAUCGGGACAGUUGUUAGCCUACUCUGGACUAUUGUGGUACACAAAGCCUGAUUUCAUCCUGGUCCGGUCCUGGUUCCCUUCUGUCCUGUUUUCUUCGGCCAUAUCCUUCGGCAGCAUGGGCAGACAACUGGCGGUUACCGAUGACACACAGGACACGUAUGAGACACGCGACUCAUUCAACACCGCACCACACACCCGUCGCACUAUGGCGAAGCUCAAGACCACGUAGCGUAUAGGUGGAGAUAUAAUAGCAUGUACGUGCAUAGCAUAUGCACGUAUACAUAGACGACAGCGAUCCAUGUGAAGACGUGGUCAUCGUGCCUACAGGAGCACAUGGGCGCACGUGGUUAUGACUAAUAAGGAUGGAAUCACGUGGCUGUGACUAAUGAGAUGGAAUCACGUGGCUGUGACUAAUGAGAUCGAAUCACGUGGCUAUGACUGAUGAGGGCUUGUCAACACAUCCAGGCGUACCAUCUCAGCAACGGUACCAAAUAUUGCCGCAUAUCUGACAGUCCUGUAUUGUAGGCUGUUGGGAUAAGGACAGCUUCUCAAGCGUGAGAUAUCUACAUACGAGCUUGUCUUGGAACACGCUUAUUCACGCCACCCUAUGGAAGAUGGAAGAUACAGAUAUAUAUGUAACACAUAUGAACAAACACGCCCAGACACGUGUGGCAAUCAUACACUGAGACAUGCGUACAAUCCCUAGCACACCAUCACACCGUGUUGGUGUACUGGUGGGUACUAUCAGCGACACAGAUGCGGCACGAGCAUCUUCCCCACUGCUGCACACCGAACACCCUACCAUGUAUUACACCGUCCAUUGCACACACGUAUAUAUCACAAUGUCCGACACACACCCAUAUACCACACUGCCUACUAUACACACGUAGUAAAGUAGAUGUCUGACACACAACCAUAUACCACACUACCUACCACACAUACGUAGUAAAGUAGGUGCGUACGUGACCCAAGUGCCGGGUGACGGGCGAGACUGAAUGCCACUGUAUCGUAGACUAAGGUGCAUAGUGGUGUGUUGUGGGACACCCUGUGCUACCUAUAUGCCUCAGUGGCGCACGAUGCUCUGAAGGCGAAGGAAAAGGCAAACGCACUGAUGCUAAUCGUAUCACCAUUGUGUGUGCAUAGCGAGUUAUAAUUAUACUCGGGUGUCGAAAGUCAUGAUGGGUACUAUUUGUCACUUCCAAGUUGCGUCGCAGUGGUCGCACUGUGAAUCGCGAUGGUCAAUAUAGUAUGAGAGGUUAGCCUGCGAUCAGAGAAGGUCGAUCCAGAUCGAUUUAAAUGCCGUUCCCCAUAAAACACACACAAGUGACUGAUAUGUAUCAGAUGGGAUUAGUCACCAUGUCCCACACAAAACACACAAGUGACUUAAUAUAUUUCAGUUGGAAUUAGUCACCAUAUCCCAUACAACGCACACAAGUGACUAAUAUAUAUCUGGUGCAAUCAGGUGCCGUGCCUUACCCAACGUACAUAUCUGAGAUGAUUUUAGUUACCAUCUCCUGUACAACACACACACGAGUGACUACGAUAUAUGUCUGAUGGAUUCCGGUGCCCUCUCUCAUGUAAGACAUACAAGUGACUGUGUCAACACUGUAGCAGCGAGAAGAUUUUAUCGGAAUCUUUCGAUAGAAAUGCGAACAUAUAUGUAAAAUAUUAAAUCGUAUCCAAACAAAAACACGUCGGUACCAGUUCGCAAUAAUAAAAAUAUAGCGUAUAUGCUCG
Molecule: messenger RNA, 2474 nt
Organism: Sphaeroforma arctica JP610
Lineage: Eukaryota; Ichthyosporea; Ichthyophonida
Exons: 3
Coding region: 133-966 (277 amino acids)
Biological process (GO): sterol biosynthetic process
Cellular component (GO): endoplasmic reticulum
Source: RefSeq, a predicted model, not a curated record